This is a messenger RNA of Schistosoma guineensis, 2912 nucleotides long. The record is from the annotation of a GenBank genome assembly. NCBI's taxonomy places the organism in Eukaryota, Metazoa, Platyhelminthes, Trematoda, Strigeidida, Schistosomatidae.
ACUAUAUAUUCCUACGUCUAACCUGUCUAGUUCACUUCCAAUACACAGCUACUUAGUUGCGUAUGCUCGUUAUGCUGACAUCGAGCAAGGGUUCACAAUUCUUAAAUUUCCCACUACCUUGUCCUUAGUUGCCCAUAAUAUUUUUAUUUUCUUAUCUUAGGUUUUCGGUGUUCCAAAAUGCAUCGUAAUAAACAGUCGUUAUUUCCUGUUUGUUUUUAUGUAUCUUAAACCCACACCUUUGUGUUUUUUUUUGUAGCAACAUGGUUGUCGAUUUCACCUACUCCCUUGUGGAGACUCGACAAUUAAUGAGAACUAAAAUUGUUGCAUGUAUAUGGUCGCCGAAGACGGACUUGAUUGCUUUAGGUUCAGAAAGUGGGUGUGUUUCUGUGCACAGGUAUAAAAUGACAUGUAUUUGGGAGUGUGAUAAAUCAGAUCUAGGCAGUGUAUCUAAUUUGACUUGGAGACCGGAUGGCAAAAUAUUAACAGCUGCAUUCUCAUCUGGUAAAGUAUGCUUCUUUGUUGUUGGUGAUGGAUUCGUUUUUCAUGAGCUACAAUUUCCCAGUACAAUUGAUUAUCUUCUAUGGACCAAUUAUCAAAGUCCAAUUACAAAUACCAAUAAUAGUAAUUCAGAGAUUAACUAUCUUAAGAAUAAUGUAGCUACAUACUUUCCAGAUGUGAAGCAUUUAUCUAUGUUUAAAUCUGAUGUGAACUUCUCAUCUUCUGAUGUUUGUAAAUAUGCACAAUUACUUCGAGAUAUCGAUGGCAACAAUUUUCCGAUACUUACAGUUUAUUCGAAAAAUACAGUUUAUUUUUACGGGUUCGGGGUAUUCGAAAUCGCUGCUUAUAAUUUACAUUCAGCUGAUGAUACAUUGAAUCAUACUGAUACAUCCAAGCUUGUCAGUUGCCAUUUAUCAGCUGAACAAAAUAUACUUUUAAUAACUGAAUCGUUUCUUAAUGUCGACGGACAAUGUAAUGUGGUCUGCCGUAAGAUCCCAUGCGAUGGAUUUCAGAAGUUUGGCUAUCAGCUAAUGAGACUAUCAUCACAGGCUUAUUCAAUUAAAAUUACGAAAUCUUUAUUAGAUUGGAGUUUCAAUCAAGUAUGUAUUUGUUGGGAAGAUAUGAUUUUAGAAAUGGACGCUAAAUUCACAAAAUAUGCUCGUGAACGCUUGAAACAGAAUAAAGAUUGGUCUUUAUGUGUGGAACUAUUACAGUUCAUUCUUUUUGGCCAUUGUUGUCCUGAUUUACGAAAAUUCCUUGUUGAAGAUUGGACUGCUGCUAGUUUAAAACGUACUGGCACAGCAACUUUAAAAGCUUAUGAAUCAAUCAAAACGAUAUGCUUUCAACAAAUUCAGUUCUUCUUACAGCGUCUUCUAUUCCAUGUAUCUGAAGUUCUGGGCAGUUUACGAGAUACAGAAUUAUAUCAUGAAUUACAAAUUCCAGCAUCUACAGCUUUAAACCUUUUACGAACGAUUGGAAUGACUUUGCAAAAAACUCAAGAAUUACAGUUAGUAAUUGAGAAGAGUCUUACACAGUUACGCGCUUUCUUUAAAUGGUUAUACGGUGCUAUACUCGAACAGUCUGGACGUCUUCUACCUAAUGAUUUUCCACGAGUGAAUCUUACUGAACGUGAACUUGUCAUAAAUUUUAUUACCGAAUCAUUACAACCUGUAUUUGUUCAAGGUGAAUUACAAAAUUAUCAGGUUGAUUUAGUUGAACAAUAUAUUCGAUCUGGUGAAGUGUAUAAACCUUUAGAAGUUGUUGCACAAUCUUCUCUAAAAAAUGAUAAAGAACGUGCAAGUUUACGAAAGGCGCUUGAAGAAAUUAUCUAUCAAAGUGAUGAAACACUUUUACCAGACGGUUUGUACCAUUAUUGUUCUCGUACUACUUUGGCUGAUUUAAUUCAAAAGAAGAUGGAUUGUGAAAUAAGGAACUUGAUUAGAUUGCCAUCGAAUAUAAAUACCACUCGUGGUUGCCUAGAAAUCAGUUGUCAAACUCGGCAAAUCUUAUUAACAGGAGAAUCAUCAAAUUUAUUCAAUUCUGGAAUUCAUUUUACAACUAUUAAUUGUUUUGAAGAAUCUGGUGAAAUGAAAUCUUCACAAACCGUUUUAAAGAAUAAUAAUAAUAAAUCAAGAACAAUUUUAAUGGCUUAUACUAUUGGUGAUGAAAAAUCAGGUUUUAAUUCACUUCUUACAAUCGAAUUAAAUAAUAAUAGUAGUAAUAAAUCUGAAUUUAAAAUUAUCAAUGGUGUUGAAUUGUUUUUGGAUGCAAUACCUGGGGAUACUAAUCCUGCAAAUUUGCCAUACGAACUACAAGAUAUGCAGUUUUAUUCAUCUCAAAUACUUCUACUAAUUGUAUCUCGUCGUUCAAAGCACAAUAAAGUUUCAUCGAUUCGAUCAUCACCUAAAAUAAAUGUGAAUAGUAUAAAAAUUGAUGAAACUUUGUUGAAUCGUGAAUUAUCGUCGUUAACAUCAACGAGCAGUGAUUUAAUGCAUAGUUGGCUUGUUAUGGUACCGAUUCGUGAUGUAUUGAAUAGUGUUGAAAAUUUUAAUGGAGAAUCAUUAAAACAAACGAAUACAAUUGCUUCAGUUGUCAAUGAAUCAAUUCACACUAAUUUACCAAGAAAAAAUCUAUCUGAAUUCAUUACAAGCGGAAAUAUUGAAGCAUUACCGUGGCACGCUAUUAAAUUAACAACUAAUGGUGAUCGUUCAAUUGUUUUUGUUCUUUUCGAAAAUUAUUCUACAUGUCGUGUUUAUUUAAUGGAACGACCGGAACCAGACGAAACUAUGGUUGUUGAUUAUGCUGCCAGUGAGAGUCAUCUACAAGCUACUAAUAAUAGUAACGAUGUCAAUAUUGUUGGUGCUGAUGAUACCGGUCUUGUUGCUGGAACUAGUCAUGUCAUUGGAAAAGUAUAA